This is a messenger RNA of Rhopilema esculentum, 663 nucleotides long. The record is from RefSeq and is a predicted model, not a curated record. Lineage: Eukaryota; Metazoa; Cnidaria; Scyphozoa; Rhizostomeae; Rhizostomatidae.
AUGGAGCCAGCACCUACUAAGCCAGCACCUACUGAGCCAGCACCUACUGAGCCAGCACCUACUGAGCCAGCACCUACUGAGCCAGCACCUACUGAGCCAGCACCUACUGAGCCAGCACCUACUGAGCCAGCACCUACUGAGCCAGCACCUACUGAGCCAGCGCCUACUGAGCCAGCGCCUACUGAGCCAGCGCCUACUGAGCCAGCACCUACUGAGCCAGCACCUACUGAGCCAGCACCUACUGAGCCAGCACCUACUGAGCCAGCACCUACUGAGCCAGCAGAGGACGAGAAGGUUAAAAAGAAACGCAGAAAGCGCCGGAUGGCUUACACACCAACAAAAAAAAUGAAGGGAGUAGGAUACUUCCAUCAUUUUCCGAAAAACUUUUUGAAGCCUUAUAGACGUGCAGAACCACACCCUUCACAUAAUGUGGCACUUUCCAGAUUGAGACCAGAGGGCUGUGAAUGGCUUCGCCAGCCGCAUGUUGCCACUUCGGAACUCUCAUCAACGGUUAAUGACAAUAUGCCAGUGUUGAUGCAAGAUGACCAGUUGCUUGAUGCUGAGAAAAUACAAAAACUUACAAGAAAUCUUGAGCCGUUGGCAUUGCUCCUGCAGCAGCCCCAAAUGACACCCAGGGUCGUAACCUCCUCCUUCAAAUCCUAA